Odocoileus virginianus texanus is the source of this 1071-nucleotide messenger RNA. Lineage: Eukaryota; Metazoa; Chordata; Mammalia; Artiodactyla; Cervidae. The record is from RefSeq and is a predicted model, not a curated record.
GUUCCUGUGGAUGAAUGAAACAUAGGGAGGAGAAGAGAAUUGCUGGUUCCUGGGGGCCUGUGUCUGCCAGCGGCUGCUAAGUACUCUGAGAAACUCCGCUUUGAGCUAAUAGGAACCCUCUGUUCUGGGAACAUCAGUACAUGGAAGAAAAACCUCUGGGUGGACCCCUGGGCAAGAUGAAUUCGACCAACCAUACGUUCCAGGACUCCAGCGAGAACAUCACCACCUCAACCUCAGGCCCCGCACUAUCCAGCAGCCUACACACAGCGGCCACAGCUGUUUCUGGCUCCAUCGGUGUCGUGGCCUUCAUCUUGCUCCUGGUGGGACUCUUAUCCGUGACUCUGAAAAAAUGGAGGCAUGAGAGGCUAUUUAAGAAACAACUGAAGCAUCAGACCAACUUUCUCCACAAACCUUUGGAGCUUUCCUGCCAUGCUGAUGCCAUAUAUUCCAACGUGAUCAACCUGGCCCCCAGGAAAGAGGACGACUUCGCUGUCUAUGCCAACGUGCCGCCUUUCAACCGCCCCAGGAGGACAUCACCAGACCACGUAGAAUACGCCUCCAUUGUAUUUCACUGAUGAGAAGCUAGUGAGAUGCUUCAGAGUGGAGAGUCAGACCUGUGCCUAUCUGUAUCCUGAUGCGGCUUUUGCUCUGGAUAUGUGUGUAUGUGUGUGCAUGCGUGCAUGUGUGUGUAUCUUUGCACACAUGUGUGUGUGUGUGCAUGCAUUCCAUGCUUAAAAUGCAUAAUAUGUAUUCUGAUGGAGGUAAAUGACUGGGUAUUUCUUCUAAUUUAUUGUAAGCAAGGUGCAGUUCUAAUGGAAAGGGGUGACAUCUGAGUGACAAGGGUCACAGUUGUUUCAGCCACUCUGAGUCAGAAGCAGGUUCCUAAGAGAGACUGGCUGAGAGAGGAGUCCUUUCUCUCUCCUGCCCCUCAUCAGGCAAGGUCUGAGAAGCAGGGCUGACUCCACUCAGGGACCAGCUCCUGGAUUUUGUCUCUGCUGUUCUGCCCUGUAAGGAGCUGACAGCCUGUAGAGGUUAAUGCAUGCGUCACAUUCAGGUCUAUGGCUGAUUGCC